Megachile rotundata (alfalfa leafcutting bee) is the source of this 761-nucleotide messenger RNA. It is a transcript of the gene Bet3, whose product is annotated as blocked early in transport 3. Gene Ontology annotation, cellular component: TRAPP complex. Lineage: Eukaryota; Metazoa; Arthropoda; Insecta; Hymenoptera; Megachilidae. The record is from RefSeq and is a predicted model, not a curated record. Gene Ontology annotation, biological process: Golgi vesicle transport.
AAAAAAUACAAUAAUAAAAUGUAUUCUCAAGCGACAGAAAAAUUCAGAUCAAAAUCCCUAGAUUCCUAGUUAAUUUUAAGUAAAGAGUAUAUGAAGUGUCAAUCAUUAUCAGUGCGGUAUAGUAGUCGUGCGUGUAAACAUGUCACGAACAGGCACGAAACUUGAUUCAAAAAAAGUUAAUUCUGAGUUAUUCACAUUGACAUAUGGUGCACUGGUGGCCCAAUUACUAAAGGAUUAUGAAAAUGUGGAAGAUGUCAAUAAGCAGUUGGAAAGGAUGGGCUACAAUAUGGGAAUUCGCUUGAUAGAAGACUUUUUAGCACGUACUGGAUCUGGUCGGUGUUAUGAUUUUCGAGAUACUGCCGAGAAAAUACAGACAGGCUUUAAAAUAUUUUUGGGCAUAACACCAACAAUUUCCAAUUGGAGUGCAGCUGGCGAUGAAUUCUCUUUAUGUUUUGAAGCAAAUCCGUUAACAGAAUUUGUUGAAUUACCAGACCAUUGUUUAAAUUUAAAGUACUGUAACAUACUGAUUGGGAUAUUAAGAGGAGCUUGUGAAAUGGUACAAAUGGAAAUUGCUUGCUGGUUUGUACAGGACCAACUUAAAAAUGAUAAUAUAACUGAAUUACGUGUAAAAUUUAUUAAACGAUUAGAAGAUGCUAUUCCAGCAGGUGAAGAUUAAAUAAGUUUCUUGUUAGAGGUACAUAUAAUUCCAAGACAAAAAUACAAUAUAUAGAAUUAUAAUUCUCAUAGACAUUUUGAUGUUU